AUGUCCGUUUACACACGGGCCUGCUCCGGGCCUCUCCUCGGCCGGAGCUCCAGAACUGCUGUGCGGGCUGCGCUGAGACGAAGAGCGGCUCCCAUGAGCUCUGCAGCGACGGCGACGGCGACAGCAACAAGCACAUCUGGGUUUGAGGAGAGUUUGCUGCAGGGCCGAGCGGAGUGGCAGCAGCCGGCGAGGUUUCUGGGGACGGAGGGGCUGAGCAUAAGGACGGGACCGAUGGAGCCCGCCCUCUUCACAGGCACCAUCUCCGACCACUUCGCCUCCAUCGUCUCCCUCCACGGCGACCGUCCCGCCGUCAUCGCCCGCUCACCUACAUCCUCUUCCUCCUCUUCCUCCUCCUCCUCUCUCGAGACAACCCUCACCUACCACGACCUCGACCGCACCUCCAACCGCCUCGCCUCCUCCCUCUCGUCGCUCGGCGUCCGCAAAGGCGACCGCGUGGCCGUCUCCCUCGGCAACACCGCCGAGUUCGCCGCCUUAACGUAUGCGCUCUUUAAGAUCGGGGCCGUGCUGGUGCCCCUGAACCCGAGCUUCAACGCCCAGCAGGUCGAGUCUGCGCUGGGCCACCUCGGCGCAGAGGUCCUCAUCAUCGGCGCCGUCACCGAUCUCGCCUAUCGCCCGGGAAGAGGCCGCAGCAACAGGGCCCUGCUGGAGAAGAUUGUAGGAGACGUCCAGCGCAAGGAUGGCGAUAUUCAGAGCGAAAGCGUGCCCUCGCUGAGACGGGUCAUUGUGGUGGACAACCGCGCCGACCACGACAGCAGCAUCGUCGACGACUUCAAACUCGAGCAGUACCGCGCGCUGGGCGACUACAGGACGCUGCUCGAGGGGGGCUCGGACCGCGCCGUCACGCCGGAUGCGCCGCUGCAUCCGCUGGACACAAUCAACAUCCAGUUCACGUCCGGGACCACGUCGGCCCCCAAGGCGGCGCAGCUUUCGCACACGGCCAUCCUCAACAACGGCGCCUUCAUCGCCGACCGCAUGGGCCUGGACGCCGCGGACCGCAUCGUCGUGCCGCCGCCGCUCUUCCACUGCUUCGGCUCCGUGCUGGGCUACAUGGCCACGGCCACGACGGGCUCCGCGAUCCUGUUCCCGUCGCCGGCGUUUGACCCCAUCGCCACGGUCCGCAUGGCCGCCGAGCACCAGGCUACAGGCCUCUACGGCGUCAGCACGAUGCUCGUCUCUGUCUUCGAGGCGCUGGACCACGCAGCUAAUAACCUGCCCGUGCCGCAGCACCUGCGCAAGGGCAUCGUCGCCGGCAGCAGCGUGCCCGAGUCGCUGAUGCGCAAGAUCUACCGCCGCCUCGGCCUCGACGACCUGGUCAUCUGCUACGGCAUGACAGAAACAGCGCCCGUCAGCUGCAUGACGAGGCCCUCAGACUCCCUGAAGCAGCGCACCUCGUCCGUCGGCACGCCCAUGCCGCACACCACCGUCAAGGUUGUCGACCCGCUGGACCGCAGCCGCGUCCUUCCUCUGGGCGAGCGCGGCGAACUCGCCGCCGCGGGCUACCUCGUCAUGAAGGGCUACUACGGCGACCCGGAGCGCACCGCUGCCGUGCGCCGCGCCGAGCCCGACGGCCGCACGUGGAUGUAUUCCGGCGACGAGGCCGAGAUGGACAGCCAGGGCUUCGUGCGCAUCACCGGCCGCAUCAAGGACCUCAUCAUCCGCGGCGGCGAGAACAUCCACCCGCUCGAGGUCGAAGACUGUCUCUUCCAGCUGCCCGGCGUGCAGGAGGUCAGCGUGGCGGGCGUGCCGGACGAGAGGCUCGGCGAGGCGGUCGCGGCGUUUGUCAUUCCCAGCGAAGGCUGGACGACGGCCGAUGCAAACAACAUCGAUAACAACGACGAAGCUGCCAGGAGAUUAACAAAGGAGAACGUGCGGCGGUGGGUGCGCACAAACUUGUCGAGCCAUCUGGUGCCCAAAUAUGUGUUCUGGGUCAAAGACUAUCCCAAGACGGCGAGCGGCAAGAUUCAGAAGUUUAAGCUGCAGGAUAUGGCCAAGGAGAUGCUCGAGGAGGGGCUGUGA
Molecule: messenger RNA, 2037 nt
Organism: Trichoderma gamsii
Lineage: Eukaryota; Fungi; Ascomycota; Sordariomycetes; Hypocreales; Hypocreaceae
Exons: 2
Coding region: 1-2037 (678 amino acids)
Biological process (GO): fatty acid metabolic process
Molecular function (GO): medium-chain fatty acid-CoA ligase activity
Source: RefSeq, a predicted model, not a curated record